Molecule: messenger RNA, 1748 nt
Organism: Thamnophis elegans (Western terrestrial garter snake)
Lineage: Eukaryota; Metazoa; Chordata; Lepidosauria; Squamata; Natricidae
Gene: C14H19orf12
Product: chromosome 14 C19orf12 homolog
Exons: 3
Coding region: 422-847 (141 amino acids)
Source: RefSeq, a predicted model, not a curated record
AGGUCCCUGCCAACCUGUGAUCGGUCGGGAAGCCGGACUAUGAGCUUUACUCAUUCGCAGCGUAAUCGGGCGCCGCAACCACCCAGCCGGUGAUACGAGGGGCUUUGCGCCAGGCGCCUGCGCUUUCGGGGAGGAACCGGACCCAGAGGGCGCAGCUCGGCAACGCUGGUGGCGGGCAUCCUGCGCCCCUUUUUCCGCCUUGAAGGGGAGCCAGGCUGCCCAGGUUCCCCCCCUGCAGAAGCCCUGCCGGCGGAGGAAGGGGGUUGAAAGGCCCGGGAGCUCUGCCUUCCACGGUCCAAGCCAAGCAAGGCACAAUCCGCCCUUUGCGCUCCCUUUCAGGAUCUCUGGUCGGCGCUCCCUUCGCGGCCUUGCCGGCGCCAGGAUCUGCCCGGGCCCCGGCUCGAGGUCCAAAAAAGUCACAAUGCCUAUCGACAUCAGGGACGUGAUGCAGCUCCUCUGCCAUAUUUCUGAAGAGCGAAAAAUGAAAGCAGCCUUCAAGCACUCCGGGCGAGGCGCCUUGGUGGUGGGAACGACAGCUUUCUUCGGUGGUUUGAUGGCAGGCCCGCCUGGCCUUGCUGUUGGAGGUGCCAUUGGUGGCUUGCUGGGGGCCUGGAUGACCUCCGGACAGUUCAAGCCCAUUCCUCAGAUUAUCCUGGAACUGCCUCCUGUGGAGCAGCAAAGGCUUUACCAAAACGUCUGUGCCAUUAUUCAGAAUCUGGACUGGACCGACGUAGCCCAGCUCACAGCCUUGGUCAUGGCCAACGGUGCCCUUCAAGAGAAAGUGCUCGGAGUCCUGACAAGCUACAUCACCACUGAACUCAGAGGGGAGAUCCAGUACGGAAACUAGACCCAGAUGUGUGUUUCAUGGGGUUGUGAGUACCUGUGGCUCCCUUCUGACCCCUUUUCUCUGGCGUUUUAGAUUAUCUUAAGAUCACGGUUUUAAUAGGAAUAAGAAGAUGGCAACCGUGCAUUUUUCUUUUACCCCGAAUAAUCUGUUUGGGAAAAUGAACAAGGCAAGCUUUGGUUUGCCCAUUCUGGUUUUGUUAUUUUCUCUUUCAUAAUUAGUCAACAGCCAAGGGUGGAUCGGUUUGAGCCACGAUGUCCACCGUAUUUAUUUAAAAAUCUAUUUAUGCCAUCCCAAAAACUGGAUUUGGACUGCCUUGCUGAGUAAGUACCUCUCAUUCAUCGGACCUCAGAAGCAGUGGCCUCUGUACCAGUGACGCCUUCCAACAAAGGGCUACCGUUGCGUCCUUGCAUUGCAGUCAAGGAUGUAAGUCAUGGCGUUGGCACUAGGAUGACAUCCCCAUUUGAUGCUCUUUGAUGUGCAUCGUUCUAGAUGAAUAAUGAUACACUGCACAGGUGUCAGCCUUUCCUGCCCAGUUACAAGGGUGGGAAUCUAUGAUCAAUUGUCCUACCCAAGUAUGUUCUUUGGCUGGAGAGAGACAGGCUGGUGGAUAACAUAUCUUCAGGAUACCAAGUUGGAGAAACCUAAUGUAGAUAGCUGCGCUGUGAUUGAAUUGUAUAGUGUCCUCUUGGCCAUAUUUGAAUGAUCAAAUUACUUGAAAUUUCUCAGGGGGGGUAUGAUCUUCUCCACGGGAUGUAUUUUCUUCUCCUGCUGCCUUAAUUUUGAGAGGGUGAAGGAGUGAAAAGUUGAAAUAGUCCGAAGCCGAAAAUGUAGCAGAUGAUUCACCUUAGGUAUUUCUCCUGAAGAUAAAAUAAAGCUGAAUUUUAAUGUGUUUCACUGCCAA